Molecule: messenger RNA, 1997 nt
Organism: Coffea eugenioides
Lineage: Eukaryota; Viridiplantae; Streptophyta; Magnoliopsida; Gentianales; Rubiaceae
Product: monodehydroascorbate reductase, chloroplastic/mitochondrial
Exons: 18
Coding region: 124-1635 (503 amino acids)
Cellular component (GO): cytoplasm
Molecular function (GO): flavin adenine dinucleotide binding; oxidoreductase activity, acting on NAD(P)H
Source: RefSeq, a predicted model, not a curated record
UAGCCAAUUGCCUUUGACUCUUCAACGCCUGCUAGAGCCAGCACUUGAAUAAUUAACGUUCACUCACUAACACAGUCAUUACCAGUAAUUAAAUACUACUACUUUCUAGAUUAAUCCCCCGUGAUGUCCUCCGCAGCAGUCCGUAGGGUACUACCAAUGGCCGCCAUUAUCUCCAAUCCGACGUCGUUGAAGCACGGACUUUCUCUAUUUUGUCCGGAAUUGCACUCCUCAGCUUCUUGUUCUUCUUUUAAUCCUUCCAGACGCUUCCAAAGAAGAAACUUCGUAGCCGCUUCUACCUCCUCCUCCUUCGCCAACGACAAUCGAGAGUUUGUGAUUGUGGGAGGGGGAAAUGCAGCUGGAUAUGCAGCUAGGACUUUCGUCGAGCACGGAGUGGCUAAUGGAAAGCUUUGCAUUGUCUCCAAAGAGGCACAUGCACCAUAUGAACGUCCAGCUCUGACAAAAGCUUAUCUUUUUCCUUUAGACAAAAAGCCAGCACGUUUACCGGGUUUCCACACUUGCGUUGGCUCAGGUGGAGAAAGACAGACACCAGAUUGGUACAAGGACCAGGGAAUAGAGAUGUUUUAUGAAGAUCCUGUAACAGGCAUUGACAUUGAAAAGCAAACCUUAACAACAAAUUCAGGAAAACUGCUCAAGUAUGGUUCCCUUAUAAUAGCUACCGGAUGCACGGCUACCAGAUUUCCAGAGAAAAUUGGAGGAAAUUUACCUGGUGUCCAUUACAUCCGUGAUGUUGCUGAUGCAGAUUCUCUGAUAUCCUCAUUGGAGAGAUCAAAUAAAAUUGUUGUAAUUGGCGGUGGCUAUAUUGGCAUGGAAGUUGCAGCUGCAGCUGUUGGCUGGAAACUUGAUACUACUAUCAUAUUUCCAGAGGAACAUUUGUUGCAAAGGUUAUUUACUCCUUCUCUUGCCCAAAAAUAUGAACAACUUUACUCAGACAACGGUGUCAAAUUUGUUAAGGGUGCUUCCAUAAAAAGUUUAGAAGCUAAUUCAGAUGGCCACGUCGCUGGCGUCAGACUUGAUAAUGGAUCUACUAUAGAAGCUGACACGGUUGUUGUUGGUAUUGGAGCAAAACCUGCUGUUAGUCCCUUUGAUAGCAUUGGUUUGAAUAACAAAGUAGGAGGAAUACAGGUAGAUGGGCAGUUCAGAACAAGUGUUCCUGGAAUUUUUGCUAUUGGAGAUGUAGCAGCAUUCCCUUUAAAGAUGUAUAACCGAAUUGCAAGAGUUGAGCAUGUUGACCAUGCUCGGCGAUCUGCCCAGCAUUGUACCAAGGCAUUACUAACUGCAAACACUUCCACGUAUGAUUAUCUCCCAUAUUUUUAUUCAAGAGUUUUUGAAUAUGAAGGCAGCCCGAGGAAAAUCUGGUGGCAGUUUUUUGGGGACAAUGUUGGAGAAACCGUUGAAAUUGGGCAUUUCGAUCCAAAGGUUGCAACUUUUUGGAUAGACUCGGGUAAACUUAAGGGGGUCCUGCUUGAAAGUGGAAGUCUUGAGGAAUUCCAAUUGCUACCCAAACUGGCUAGGAACCAGCCUUUAGUCGACAAAGCCAAACUUCAGAAUGCUUCUUCAGUUGAGGAGGCGCUUGAAAUUGCCCGAGCUUCCUUGCCGGUUGAGGCUGUAGCUUAGUUAACAUGGACAGGGAGUCAGACUCUCUACUCGGCACAUGUACCCUCGCGUGCAUCACAACGUCACAGAGAGCGUCCUUGGUGAUGUAUCAGACCAAGCGGCUCAAUCAAUAAAUCUUCCUUUUUGUUGUGGGAAGGUAGAACUUAGAAAUAGGAUCUUUGUCUGGAACUCGUUGGCUUUUAUUUUAUUCUCCUUCGGUGUUGCCUAACUUUUUCUCUCUUAUGCGUUACGACCAUUUGGCGGGGCACCAAUCCGAUUUGCCCAGAAAGGUAUAAAAUGUCUCUAUUAUGUAGCUGUUGGAAGCUUGGGUUCCUUUGUAUACAUAUAACCUUCUAUUCUGUAUUAGAUUAUGUGUACUCCAG